CUCAUUGCCAUCCCUACUUCCCAUCGGCUCACUAAACCCUUCUUCAACCCUUCCGACAGAUUCCCCUGCUUCUUCCUUUUCCCCUUGUUUUCCCAUCUAUCUCCGGAGCCAAAACAACUCAAAACAUUCGUCUUCAUGAGGAACCUCCAUCUCUUCAGCCGCGAGCCACCGUCUUCCACAUUCGCCAAGUUUGCCGCCAAAAUGUGCUGUACAGCCGCCGGUCAAUUACUUCGAUCUCUCUGCACAACCACUGCUGAGUGUUCUCCCAAAUCCCAACAGCAAGACAGCGCAAUCGAUAGUGGUAAGACAGGGAAAUGGUUCAUUCUGCCACCGUUCAGUUCCACGGUGAACGGCACCGCUGCGGGGAAAGCACUAUCCUCCGCAGCUACCGCCGGGAAAGCAUCCACCGAAACCACGGCACUCAAAUGGGUCCUCCGGUGCUGUCCUGAGCUCCCCAGAAACCUCGUGCAGAAGCUGUUCCGGUUAAGACAGGUCCGUAGAGAAUCAGCUCAGGAGGGCCAGGUCAAAAGAGUGACGGCUAAGGAUUCAAUGAAUGUAGGGGACAAAAUAUUACUCCCUGGUUCAGUUAAUGUAUCGGUUACUGAGAAGGAGUUGCAUUGCAGUGAAGAAGAAGUGGAGUUUAUUCGUAGCCUUGUGCUGUAUAAGGAUCCAGCAAUUAUUGUAGUCAAUAAGCCUCCAGGUCUGCCUGUUCAGGGUGGCAUUGGCAUCAAGAGAAGCUUGGAUGAAUUAUCUGCAACUUGUUUAAGUUACGACUACUCAGAGCCCCCACGUCUGCUUUUUACGUUGAGUAAGUGAAGCCUUAGCUUGGUGAAUGUUUUUAGGUUCAUAGACUAGACAGAGAUAGCAGUGGGAUACUGGUAAUGGGAAGGACACAAGCAAGCACGACAUUUCUGCAUUCCAUUUUCAGGGAGAAAACUUUUGCAGCACCAGACAAGGAUGCCGGUAGGAGAAGAAGAAUCCUGCAAAGAAGGUACUGGGCGCUAGUCAUUGGAUCACCAAGACGUGCAAAUGGGAUCGUUUCAGCUCCCCUUGGAAAGGUGGUUUUGGAUGAUGGAAAAUCUGACAGAGUAACAGUAAUUGAAGAUCCUGAAAACACUUCCUCUCAGCAUGCCAUAACACAAUACAAAGUAAUUAAAGCAUCUUCUCAUGGCUAUACUUGGUUAGAGCUUUGCCCUCUCACUGGAAGAAAGCAUCAGAUUAGGGUACACUGUGCUGAAGUACUAGGAACUCCUCUAGUAGGGGAUUUCAAGUAUGGUUGGCAAGCUCAUAGGAAACUGAAGCAGUUGUCACAGUGCAAUCUCCAGAGUGACCGUAGUGGGGAACUUGUGGACAAGAAAAGGCUUCCAUUGGGGCUUGAUUUGGGAAAUGGAAGUGUAUCUGAUAAAACUCCACGGUUACAUCUCCACUGCAGGCAAAUGGUUUUACCUGAUGUGUUCCAGGCUUUGGAAGACAUCGAAACACGUGGCGACUAUGAUUUCUCGCGGCUGAAAACCCUCAAAUUCGAUGCUCCUUUGCCUCGGUUUAUGGACCAGAGUUGGAACAUUUUGAGUUCCUGAAGAAUUUAAUGCAGGUGAUAUCAUAGGGAAUGAAAGAGGAGAUGCUAAGUCACUCAUGCUAGCUAUAUAUUGGCUGCUAUAUCACGAAGAACACUUCGGUUAGGCCACUCCUUUGGUCGGGCUAUUUGCAAAUUGCAAUGUCAGAUCUUCUUGAGGGUUCGAAAUGUCUUGUGUCAGAAGAUAUCUCCUCCCUGAAGUUGCUUGAUGUUCUGGAAAGUAUUGAACUUACUAUCUUUGUGUUUCAUAUGAUGUUAUUCAUUCACUCGUACUAGUGUCGGUAUCGAUACGCCAAGUUGGCUUGUCGAUGAAAGACUUGACUGUUCUUCAGAUCGAUAUCAGGUUCUGCAGAAACGGGGAGUCACCCUGCCCAUCCUCGUCACUGUUACUAGUCAUUCAGUCUUCCUGGAUGACUCGUCAGAGACGUAGGACACACGGUACCACUAAUGCUUUUGGGGAACCAAACAAAAUUUGCUUGCCUGGAGAAGAGGCUGUUGACUUGAAGAAUAUUCAAACUUGCAUACCGUAGUUUCCCCAUAGUAUGGAAUCUAACCGCCACUCACGUAGAAUUCACCUUCAUAUCCCAAUGGACGUAUGGCUAACCAAUAUUCGUUUGGUUUUGGUGAUAGUUAAAUCAAUGCAUUGUAAUCAAUGCAUGCAUAAUAAUAUACAUGUAUAU
Messenger RNA from Linum tenue, 2253 nucleotides. The record is from the annotation of a GenBank genome assembly. Lineage: Eukaryota; Viridiplantae; Streptophyta; Magnoliopsida; Malpighiales; Linaceae.